Messenger RNA from Carya illinoinensis, 1165 nucleotides. RefSeq lists its product as uncharacterized. The transcript is spliced from 2 exons. Lineage: Eukaryota; Viridiplantae; Streptophyta; Magnoliopsida; Fagales; Juglandaceae. Bases 196 to 864 code for a protein of 222 amino acids. The record is from RefSeq and is a predicted model, not a curated record.
CCUGCAACCUUUUUUUUUUUUCUCUCUCUCUCUCUCUCUCACUCUCUCUCACAUGCAUUUAAAAGCCCAACCUUUACACCUCAAAGUCCCACGCCACCACCGCCAUUGUCUCUGAAAUUUGUGCGACUGCCCAUUUGUGUUUGAGGUAGAGAUCUAGAGAGAGAGAGAGAGAGAGAGAGACGGAGGCGGAGAGGUAUGAAGCUCGUUUGGACCCCCGAAACAGCUUCUAAAGCUUACAUAGACACUGUUAAAUCAAUUAAAAACUUCAAAGAACAUUCCGGUGUAGCCGAGCUCCUCUCCGCCAUGGCUGCCGGUUGGAACGCGAAGCUAAUCGUCGAAUCGUGGCUCAACGGCGAUCCAGUCGUGACAAGCAUCGGACUGGCCAUAGCCGCCCACCACGCGUGCGGACGUCACGUGUGCAUAGUCCCGGACGAGCGGUCGAAACAGGGGUACAUCAAGGCCAUGCGAGAAUACGCAGACCUGUCUCCGCCGACGCCGAUGGAGGUGGUGGUGGGCGACGCCGAGGCGGCCAUGGAGGGACUGGUGGGCGUGGACUUUCUGGUGGUGGACUGUAAGCGUGGGGACUUCGCCAGGGUUCUGAGGUUCGCUAAGCUGGGCCAAAGAGGUGCUGUUUUGGCUUGCAAAAACGCGUGUCAGAGAAACGUUUCGGAGUUUCGAUGGCACGGGGUGCUUGAGAGAGGGACGCGUGUGGUGAGGACGGUGUUCUUGCCAGUGGGGAAAGGCUUGGAUAUUGCGCAUAUUGGGAGCACCGGGGGUAGCAGUGGGAGCUGGAAGAAGAGUCCUAGCCGUUGGAUCAAGCACAUCGAUGCACAGUCAGGUGAGGAACACGUGUUUCGGGGAUGAUCUCUGAAGAUCUAAUUACUUCCGAGGGGUUUUGAGUUAAAUUACCAACUUAAAAAAAAAAUAAAAAGAAAAAUCGAAGAAGCAGUUCAUCCCUUCGUUGUAUAUUGCUAAAAUAUGUACGAGGGUGAAGGGCAGCAACCUGCAAGAAGAUCAUCUCAUCAAUUAGGUGCAGGAGGUGAGAAGCAGAGGCUUAAAUAUUGUAAAUAUUAGUUAAUUUUGUCAUAUGUGUGUGUAUAUAUAUAUUUCUCGGAUAUUUAUAGAUGCAUGCAUGGGGUAAGUAACUACUUAUAUUCUUUUGCUA